CACCAGUGGCAAACCUCCAGCUAGGGAGCGCUGCAGCUGGGAGCCGGGCAGCAUUAUGGCGACCAUAAGGACGAGGAAGUUCAUGUCUAACCGCCUGCUGGGGCGCAAACAGUUCGUGCUGGACGUGCUUCACCCCGGCCGCGCCAAUGUCAGCAAGACCGAGCUGCGCGAGAAGCUGACCAAGAUGUACGACGUCAAGGACCUGAACUGCGUCUUUGUGUUUGGCAUGCGGACCCAGUUUGGCGGCGGCAAGAGCUCCGGCUUCGGCCUGAUCUAUGACAACGUGGAGGUGGCCAAGAAGUUUGAGCCAAAGUACAGGCUUGUGCGGAACGGCCUUGCGGAGGCGACCCAGAAGUCUCGCAAGCAGAUCAAGGAGCGCAAGAACCGCACCAAGUCGCUGCGUGGUGUCAAGAAGAACUCUGGAGGCAAGAAGUAAACCAUGCUGUGCAUUCUUCUGUAACACGCCUCUCGC
Chlorella variabilis is the source of this 472-nucleotide messenger RNA. RefSeq lists its product as hypothetical. Gene Ontology annotation, biological process: translation. Gene Ontology annotation, molecular function: structural constituent of ribosome. Lineage: Eukaryota; Viridiplantae; Chlorophyta; Trebouxiophyceae; Chlorellales; Chlorellaceae. Bases 56 to 436 code for a protein of 126 amino acids. The transcript is spliced from 5 exons. Gene Ontology annotation, cellular component: ribosome. The record is from RefSeq and is a predicted model, not a curated record.